AGGGACCAACCAUUCACCUUCCCCUAAAGCUCAACAAGCCUCAGUCGGGAAACACCCCGGAAAGAAUGGCGAUGAACUGGCUACGCUUUUCUGUCCUCGUCUUCGGGGUUUUGUCGCUGUGCCUCGCCACGUCUGGUGACACCAGUGGUGUGAAGAAGAUGAAAAUGCAGUUCGCUGCAGGGCCCCUGCUGAAGUUUCAAAUUUGCAUCUCCUGAGGGUACAAGCGGGUGUUUGAGGAGUACACGCAGGCUUUGUACCAGCGGUACCCAGACAUCCGCAUUGAGGGGGAGAACUACCUUCCUAUACCCGUCUAUCGGCAUAUUGCUUCUUUCCUGUCUGUCUUCAAACUGCUGGUGAUCGGUCUCAUCAUUAUUGGGAAGGAUCCGUUUGCCCUGUUUGGUGUUCAAGCCCCAGGUAUCUGGGAGUGGGGCCAGGGAAAUAAGAUAUAUGCGUGCAUGAUGGUGUUCUUCUUCAGCAAUAUGAUCGAAAAUCAGAUGAUGUCUACAGGGGCUUUCGAAAUCACAUUAAAUGAUGUGCCAGUGUGGUCCAAAUUGGAGUCUGGUCACCUGCCCUCCAUGCAGCAACUGGUGCAGAUCCUGGACAAUGAGAUGAAGAUGAAUGUCCACAUGAACACAAUGCCACACCACCACUCCUAACACCGCUCUUCACUGUGUGGCAGCAGCUAAAGCCCCUCCAUGUUUGAGGUGGGACUCUCCUGGGGCUGUGACGGGAUGUUUAUGAAGGUCUGCGCUGAAGGCAGGAAGACUGCCAGCGCAGACUGGAUGCCCUCAUUGUCGUCACCAUGCCCCUUAGGGAUGCCCCACCACUGACGCCAGAGUGGGAUUCACAGCGCGCCUGCCAGCCAGUUGGUCCUUUUCUUGUACUAUUUACUUCUUACCCCAGCAGAUAUCACAUUAGGAGAGAUUUGACAUCCAUGAGUGCAUCUUCAGUAGUCUAACUGGUUGCAUCUUAUUGAUCAUUGUGAUUGAAUUAAUUAUCAUUUAUACCACUGAGCCAAAUGUAGAAUUAUUAAAGGUUUAUUGUAAGAGUAUCUAAUGCCCUGUAGAAAUGCACAUUUUGUCAUGCUAUUGUCAAAAUAACAUUGGAGAAAUUGUUUUGCUAUGAUUUCUGAGUAAUUUUUAUAUUUGCAUAACUUGGAAUGAGUUGAUACGAUGAAUAAAAACUAUUGUAACUGUGGAAA
Molecule: messenger RNA, 1201 nt
Organism: Doryrhamphus excisus (bluestripe pipefish)
Lineage: Eukaryota; Metazoa; Chordata; Actinopteri; Syngnathiformes; Syngnathidae
Gene: selenot1a
Product: selenoprotein T, 1a
Biological process (GO): cell redox homeostasis
Cellular component (GO): endoplasmic reticulum membrane
Molecular function (GO): thioredoxin-disulfide reductase (NADPH) activity
Source: RefSeq, a predicted model, not a curated record